Molecule: messenger RNA, 3937 nt
Organism: Triplophysa dalaica
Lineage: Eukaryota; Metazoa; Chordata; Actinopteri; Cypriniformes; Nemacheilidae
Exons: 3
Coding region: 2930-3919 (329 amino acids)
Biological process (GO): regulation of transcription by RNA polymerase II
Cellular component (GO): nucleus; transcription regulator complex
Source: RefSeq, a predicted model, not a curated record
GUUAAAAAUGUAGUAAAUGAACUAAGGACUAUUUCUGCCCUGUCCGGGAACAGCCCUUUCGUGUCGAUUGUGAUGUGUCCUGAAAUUCUCUGUUUCCUUAGAUACUACUUUUAAAAUUGAUAAACAUUGUUAUUUAAAUAUGCUCGCAAAGUUUUGCAUUCACAACAUUCAGUGGCGGUUCUACAUUGAAUCACUCCCCGGGCGAGAUCCGCUCUGGGUGCCCCCCCAUCUCCUCCCACCCAUCCGAGAGAAAAAAAGCCAUGUUUUACCAUAACUAUAUAAGUGUAAGACGAACCUUAUAUUUCUCAAUUGCACAAAUCCUUCAACAGAACAUUUUAAAAACACAAUUCUGCACAAAUCAGUAUAAGUUAUCAGAACUUAAAUAUACUCUAUGUACAUAAAUGUUGCAACAUAUGUACAUGAUGUACAUAUGUAUCAUGAUGUAACACGACCAGAGAACAACAACAUUAAAAUAUUAAGAAUAAUAUACAAAUAAAAUAUAGAAAAAAUAUUCUAAAUAGCACAAAUCCUUCAUCACACAAAAGCAAAUCUAAUUAUUACACUAUUGCACUAAGAACAGAAAACACAAACUAAAACCUGACCUUUCUGGCCUUCCUUAAUGCAAAAUCAUCAAUAAUGUCAUCAUACGAAAUCUGCCCCCUAUUGAGUUAUUGAUACUGAUGAUAGGAAGGCCAGUGAGCUGUUCUUGAGACAUGGUUGACCUCAGGUAUGACUUGAUCAACUUUUGAAAAGCUCCUCUCUGCUUGAGCCACAGUGACUGGCAGAGUAAGUGCAAUCCUGACAGCAGUCCAAAAGUUGGGGUAGAUCUCUGAUAGAUCCUUAUCAUGCAUAAAAGUGAUAAAAUUCAAGGAGGCUGAUGGUUUUUGAUGGCUGACCAGUGACAGAGGAUUCUCCAAAAUACUUUAGAAGUGCCCAUGAAUUUGCAAUUGAAAUUGACAUCAAAAGACAGUAGGCUACAGUAUAACUCUUAUGAAUUGCAAAUUUAAAUAAACAUGCCCUUACAUGCCAAAUGUCUGUCAUGACUCAUUAGACGCUUUAUUAAUCUAAUCUAAGGGAGGAACAAUUAGCUCCUUGGUUACUGCCUCAAAUUAUAUUCUUUGUCACGCAACAGAGUUAUAGCAAAUGUUUGCCUUUGAACACAUCCAGACAUAUGUUAAUUUCGUUGGCUAAUUACAGGGCCCAACAUUAACCCCAAUGAUGGAAAUAAAUAAUAACUUUACUUGUAACAGUUUUGUUGCAAAGCACAAUCUUAUGGUGAAAUUAGAUCUCGUGUUUGUUGAGUUAAGACCGAAUUAUUGUUGUAUAAGCAUCAUAGCAAGAAGGCUAACAAACGUAAGAGUUAACGUUACCACCCAUUAACAUUAGCCCUUCAUUGAUGAUGGAUAACGUCACCGUAAUCAUACAGAGAGAACGUAGUUACAUACCUUUAUCUUUUGCUCCUUUCUCCGCUUCUACUUUGAUUUUUUCUUAUAUUGGGCACCUGACGGCUUAAACCUUUUUCUCUCCAUCGCUUUCAUGUUUAUCUGGCACUCGACAAUCAAGACUAAACCACUUCACCUCCACAUAAUCGUUUUGGAUUAACUUUUUUUAUUAGCCAUUUCACACACAAUGCAGAAAAAAAACGUGGAAAAAUAGGCCUGUGCUUUAAAAUUAUGAAUGAAAUGUGCGUUAUUUAGAAGAAAGUCAAGGUGUGACUGAUUUUAGCCCACUAAAUGGGCCCCCCUCCUUGUCCGCUCCAUUUGGGAGAGGUGAACUGUCCAUCAGGGGAUCAGCCCCUCCCCUUUACAGUUUUCACACAGCUUCUGCGCUUCUCAGCAAGCAGGGGCGGCGAUUUGCCAAUUCCCCACACAGACAGUUAUAUUAUACAUAAUAGAAACCUGCUUUGCGGCGCGGAUUAUUUUUCUUUUUCAAGUGCUUGUGCCGCCCCCCACGUGUCGUGAAAAUUUGGCGCCCCGGGCGGCUGCCCGGUUCGCCCGUGCCUAAAACCGCCACUGACAACAUUAGAAAUCGGUCUAGAUAUGUCCAAAUAGAUUUAACAUACGCAUCGUGCUUUAUGGGAAACACAGAACAGCACGCGCCUCCCGCGUUUGCAGCUCCGAACAGAACGCGCGCGCGCAACACAACUGCGACAGGACCGAAUGUUUCUCUAAAACGCGACGUUACAGUGAGAGAUUCUCCUCAGAUCUCUGGGAAAUGAGACUCAGAAACAGAAGUGUGGUCUUCCAACUCGUUCGUUUAUUUCCUCCAAGCAUACGGUUUUAUAGACAGCACAAUGAGUGAAUGUGUUACGAACUAAAGCACUCAUAUCAAGAUUACAAUUUAAUGCCAUAUAGGUAAGAGCAUAACAGUUCCAAUGCUAUGCAACAACGUAUAUGUCGUUCAAGUAUAUAUCAAAAACACAUUAGCCCGUAACGAGUCUUGUCCAUGUCCAUUAGUGCGGGGAAUUAAAUAAUCUAACACAACAUGUGCCAUUUUCCGAGGACACAUCCUACCUGGCGUUUAGGCUGCGUCCUCCAGAAAAUAUCAUGGUCAUCGUUUUAAUGAUGAUAAAAAAGUACACACACGCACAGAAUUGUGAGAAUUCAUUAGAAUUGUGAUGUUUGUUAAACAUCUUCCUCAAACUAAUGUUGAGUAUCCACACUAGACAAAAUCUCACUUUACAUUUGAUUGGAAAUGCUUGCUCUACAUGGUUAAAUAUGUGAGUGUGUGUGUGAGAGAAUUUCUGAAGUACAUGAAACGCACGUACUGUAGGUGGCGAUAUGCACCUAAACAUGUUGGUUGCGAACCGCCAGUAAAAGAAAAGAAGGAAAUGUUACUUUCUGGUAACACAUUGAUCUGCCAUUGGGGCAUUCAUUUCUUUUUACUGGGAUUUGUUCACGUCGAUUAACUGAGUUCAGUCAGAAACAACAUGAAUGCAUUCGAGUGUCGCGUUGCUGCGCUCGUGCGAUUGUGUCCGCACCUCUACGAUCGCGCGCGUCGAGAUUUUACAGAUCCGGAGGAGGCGUUUAAUUCAUGGAAGGAUAUUGCAGCCAAAGUCGGUGUCGACGACCCGAAGACAUGCAAAGCGACGUGGAAAAACACCCGAGACAAGCUUGUCAAAGCCAUGAAAAGAAUGGAGGCAAAGAGUGGAGAUGGAGUGUUGAGUAACAAGGCGUCCAAGCUGGUUUUGGAGAUGUCCUGGCUCAAACCUUUUAUUCAGCACGGACAAACUCUAUCUCACACAACAUCUUCUGAAAAGAUGUUGACGAUGACGUCACAGAUGUGCUGUAAAUCAGUGGGAACUGAUCUGUCCAUGCUGGAUAUUGAUGAUUUCAUCACAGAAAUCUGUCAGCUGAAGAAAGAGGUGAAGUUACUGGAGGAAAAGCUGAGGACAAGAGGAGAUGAACUCAACACAGAGGUUUGGACACAUUCAACAUCAUUUACCUCAAUCACUCACACUGCUUUUAAAUGUUUGUAUUUUAAUAAUGUUUUUAAUCUCACUGUCAUAGUUUAUAUCUUUAUCUCAAUAUAUUUCCUCUCUGAACAGAAGUCCAGACACACACAGGACUCAGAGCUCAGCCUCACUUUACUCUGUUAUACUGACACAAACCCCACAGACGCUCAGGACACUGUGUGUGACAGUAAUCACACCUUGAAUCAGGAUGAAUCUACUGAUCAAACCUCCACAGAGUCUCUGGAUUCUGUCUGUAACGCUGGAGAACAGCAGAUCCUGAACACCAGACCACUGAACAUGUGUUCUGUCACACUGAUGGAGAUCAAAACAGAACCCACGUCAGAGGAAGAACACACUGAUGAAGAUGAGAAUCAUCAUGAUGAUGAUGGCGGGGAUGAUGAUUUUAUACCUUCAGGUAUGUUCUUUUUUUAUAUAGUUUUAACAAUAUAUAAAAUAACAUUGUGACCACUGACAGGUGAAGUG